Messenger RNA from Wyeomyia smithii (pitcher-plant mosquito), 3262 nucleotides. RefSeq lists its product as uncharacterized. The record is from RefSeq and is a predicted model, not a curated record. NCBI's taxonomy places the organism in Eukaryota, Metazoa, Arthropoda, Insecta, Diptera, Culicidae. Gene Ontology annotation, cellular component: nucleus. Gene Ontology annotation, molecular function: RNA polymerase II cis-regulatory region sequence-specific DNA binding; DNA-binding transcription factor activity, RNA polymerase II-specific. The coding region runs from base 310 to 3048 and encodes 912 amino acids. The transcript has 5 exons. Gene Ontology annotation, biological process: regulation of transcription by RNA polymerase II; cell fate commitment.
GUAAGAGACAAAAGCGUAGCAACCGAGAAGCGCUCUUCAUAGUGAAAUUUUUCUCCAGCAGAAGCACCACGGAACCAGUUUUCUCCGUCGGAAUAGCAGGUGCAAGCUGGCUGCCAGUGUCCCUGAGUCAGACGUAAAGUAGUGCGAUCGGCCUUCGAAAGGUCUAGCGGUAUAAAAGUGCAUAUCAAACAGUGGAUUUCGAGUGUUGCCUAUCAAACUCGCCAGAGUUUGUGGCUGCAACCGUCUUACAUUGCUCGCUUCCUCGUACCCCUCAACAGGUAAGCAUAAAAUAAACCGGCCUUCGCCGAGAUGUCAUCUAAACGGAAAUCACCUCCAAAUAAACUAUCGAACGCUGGCUCACCAUCAGCAGUUCAGAUCGAGAAAAACAAUUUCAAGAAAAUUGCGCUCAAAAACGAGGACCUUAUCAAGUCCUCCCCGGUUAAGGAACUGAACUGCGCCUUCGAUGCCAGCUUUCUGUCAAUGCAAAAGAUGCAAGCCCAGCUGGAGCCAAAGUUCGUGAAGAACAAUGAACACAGCGAUUACAUCCUGAGCCACCACAACCCGCUCCACCAUCAGCAGCCCCAGCAACUGCAUCCCCAUCACCACAACCCAUUCGGAGCCCUCAGUGGUAUGCCGGGCGGUCAUCCACUGCUGAUGGACGGCGAUUUUCAUCAGUUCAAUUUACCCUUCCUGAAUGUAGCCAGUUAUAUACUGAAGGGCUCGGAUCCUACCAUCGGCAAGCACGACAACUUCCAGCUCGCUAUGAACCUGGACAAUUUGAACAUUUCCAACAGUCAACAGGAGAUGGCGUUUGCCGCUCAACAACAACAACAACAGCACCAGCAGCAGCAGCAGCAACAGCAUCAGCCGCCCCAGGCGGCUCCUCGUAAAGUAAAUAAUCUCAUCCUGAACCAUUUGAAGUCGAUUGUGGACAAUUUUGACAGUUUGAAUAAUAAUGUUAAUGAUAAAAGUACAUACACGCCGCCUCCGGCGGCUGUGGUGGCGCAGCCGCCCCUUGUCAACACUAAUAACCAGAACUGUUCGCCGGUAAACACAGAGGAAACUUCACCAAUGAUGAACAAUCACAACGUUGACAAUAAGGGUCAACAGUUCGAAGGCUUUCGAACACGGUUGGAUGAGCGCAUCAGCAAUCUGCAGCUGAGUAAGCGCGAAAUCAAUCUGAUGAGGCUCAACCUGAGUUUGCUGGACUUCCCGAACGAGAUUCCACCGACUCUGCUCAACAAUAACCACCAGCACAGCUACGAGGAUCGACCGCCUCCCCAGGGGGAGGACCUCAACUGCAGUACCUCGCAAAAUAAUAUGAAUAUUAAAUUAAUUAAAAGAAGCUUCAAAGAGUCCCUGUACGAGAAGGAGAAGAACAUCAACCGGUUGAUCAUGUACUUCACCAUCUGGCGGGAGAUGCUGCUGAAGGCGGAGUUUGUAAGGACGCUCAGGGGCUGCCGCCCACGGCCGCCGGCCGCUGAGAGUGGAUUAAAACAAUGGUGGCGCAAGAACCAGCUCUGGCCGGAGCGUGAUACCGCGAAUAAUACGGAACACAAAAAGUACAAAUUCAACAACAAUUCCAAAUCAAACCUGGACCCAUCGUCGCUGAUUCCGCCGGGUUCCUCGUCGACGAUCGGAACGCCCCAACCCGCAUCACCAAUCGCAGCAGCAACCCUCCCAUCGGCAACGGUCACUACGGCUACGGUUCUGCAACCUGCAGUCACACCGACGGCUUCCACUUCAACCUCCGGUGAUUGCGAUACCCCCGGCGAAGAACCCAUCGAUGCCGAUAACUGCAUCCAACGCUACCGCAAUGUAUUCCAGGCCAUCUCGAGCAAACCGUUGGAGGCGAACCGCCAGCAGACAACUCGGAAGAACUCCCGCAAACGUCCGCCCGGGUUUUCCGACGAUCAGCUGCUGGUUGGGAAGUCUUCCCCAGUGGAUCUGCGAUCCGGACCGACAACGCCAUCCUACGAGCUGGAUUACGAGAAAAAGGAAGACCAAAGAUACCUGAAGGACGAUGCUCCAAUCAAUUUAAGCAAGCGGAAAAGUGAGUACCGCGAAAGUCCAAUCCGGGAGCUCAACAACGGCAGUAAACUGGUCGGAGGGUUGUUCAAUCACUGCGAUCCGGAUGAACUGAGCCAACGGAUGGACAGCGGAGGAUUAUCCGGAAUGCUGGACAAAGAUGCCGAACGUUAUUUGCUCAAACCGAAGCGAGAGCGACUCGAUCCGGAGCCGAGUCUCUUCGACUACAAACCGGAAGCCCUCAAACCGAAACUAAGUCUCUAUCAAUCCCCUAGUCCUCAUCAUAGUCCAGAUGAUAAGCAGCUAAUGAACGAUUUCUCCCUCCCGCAACCAUUUUUCAUCAAAAACCCGGACGCCCACGGAAGUUCCGUCAACCCUCCCGGACUCCCAGUUCCAUUCAACAGCAGUGCCAUGCUGGACAACAUGAACCGCCAUUUGCUGCGUCAGCAGCAGCAACAACAACAACAACAGCACCAACAACAACAGCAGCAACACCAACAACAAAUGAAUGCUGGCCUCCCACCGGGAGGCAGCAAAAAAGAUAAAUCCAACCAACUUGCGAUGGAUCUUAACCCCGCAGAUCUGAACUCCUCGCGGCGAUCCGGUGCCGAGAAAAACCACAUCAAGCGACCGAUGAACGCGUUCAUGGUUUGGGCAAAGGACGAACGACGCAAAAUCCUAAAAGCCUGUCCGGAUAUGCACAAUUCAAACAUUUCCAAAAUUCUCGGAGCCCGAUGGAAAGCGAUGACCAACCUCGAAAAGCAACCCUACUACGAGGAGCAAGCGAAACUGUCCAAGCAGCAUAUGGAGAAGCAUCCGGACUAUCGGUACCGACCGCGGCCGAAGCGAACCUGCAUCAUCGAUGGCAAGAAGAUGCGCAUUUCCGAGUACAAGUGUCUGAUGAAGAACCGCCGGCAGGAGAUUCGUCAGUUCUGGACGCGAGAUUACGAUGGUUCGAGCGACCAGGGUGGCUGUCCGCUCAAGGAAGCUGGCAAGGCGAUCAAGAACGAGGCCAUGUGAGAGGACGCUCCGGGGGGUGGCGUCGGUGGUUGGAAUGGUGGCGUACCCCCCGCUGGGUUUGGCUGUUUUGGAGUGUAAUAAAUUGUUGUUUGUGUCGAUGUGGGUUGGGCAGGAGGGGAAAAGGGAUGGAAAGAGGGGGAGAGUUUUUCAACUCAUCAGGAUGGGAAAUUGAUGUUUUUCUUUAUCGUGGAAAAAUUAAAUGAUUAGAUGAGAA